Molecule: messenger RNA, 2543 nt
Organism: Laccaria bicolor S238N-H82
Lineage: Eukaryota; Fungi; Basidiomycota; Agaricomycetes; Agaricales; Hydnangiaceae
Exons: 5
Coding region: 1-2262 (753 amino acids)
Source: RefSeq, a predicted model, not a curated record
AUGUCUGCCUCCCCGCAAGAUACUGUGCCUACCAAUGCAAAUACGCCCACGACGACGACCACGAAUGCGAGUUCAAACCUGCAGCUGUCGACGUUGUUGACGGAGACGUAUACCGAAAACGAGGCGUUGAAGAAAGAAUUGACCAAUACGAGGAAACGCGUGGAGAAGGCUGAGCGGCUGUUGCUAGCGCUAACGGAUGCGUCGUCGUCGUCGCCCUCGUCCGAAUCGUCGGCGAAGCGCGUUUUUAUCGAGUAUGAGGACCGAGUGCAGAGGGCGGAGAUAGCAAGGGAUGAAGCGGAGUCAAGGAGGAGAGCCGUCGUGGAGAAUUGGGCGCAAUUCGAUCGUUGGCUGCAGAUGGGUGACUUGCGUAAUCAGGAGGCGAGAGAGUCGUUUGGGAGGAUUUACUCCGUUGUUGGGUACACCCUCAAUGGCUCCUCCACCACCACCGACAUCUCAACCACCGAGGAGACAUGCUACAAGGACCCCAAUGACCCCUUUUCCUUCUUUACCACCACUUCCACCACUACCCCCUACUACUUCAACGUCCCGCAGAGCACGCACGCCAAGCAUAGAAAGCGAAUACACCCACCCACCAUCAAAACGAUCCCGCGGGAAUGGAGAACCGAGGAUGUCUUAUUCCGACUCGCCGACGCCAUCAACGGCAUCGCUGCGAAUCAACAACCACCACCACCGCAUAUGGCUAGUCUUCCUUUACCAUCUACUACGACAUCUCAAAAUGGUUCCCCGCAUCUGCGGAGCCACCACUCACGAAGACACGCCGAGGAGGGGAGUAGUAGUAGCAGGCGCGUACACGUUUAUCAGGGUCAACAAGCACAAGAAGGAGUUGGGUAUGCGUAUCCGGCUAAUCAGUCUGUCCCGAGGAAGGACGUCGGAUUGCAGCAACAGCCGCCCGGUCCACUCGUUCAGCCGGGUCAGGUUCAGCAGUAUCAGACUCAUGUGUUUGCUCCGGUCGUUACGGGUGCACCCAUGAAGAAGCCAAAAUAUUCCGUUAGUGGGAGUAGUAUUGGAGGUGGGGGGAGUGUCGGUGCGUUGGCUGGGGUGCCUGGAGGACCAGCAGGAGGCCCAAUCGACCCACCAAUCGUCGCACCGCCUCCCCAAGUCUUUCCAGCCACAAACGCCCAAGGCCAGAGGAUCUGUCGACAAUGCGGUCUCCCAGGACGGUAUAAAGACAACAAGUGCGUUGAAAAAUGGGGUCCUGGGCCGAUGGGUCCUGGGACUGUUUGCGAUCGGUGUAGGAAGAAAAUGAAACGCGUCGAGAGGCGAGGAACCUUGGAGACGCAACAGCAAAUGGCGGUCAUGCACCAGCACCAGCAACAACAGCAGCAGCAGCAGCCUUCGCGAGGGGGGUCAAUCUCACAACUUCCGCUUUCUCAAGGCUCGGAUCGAUCGAUACAUAGGACGGAUACGGUUCUUACGCAUCAUGGAAGUUUCUCGCAGCCCUCGCAAUCGCAAUCGCAGGUUCUGGGGAGGGAGCCGUCGCAGCCCCAACUUCACGCGCAGACCCAGGCUCCACCGCGUUCAUCUCACUCCCAUCCAUCCCAUACCUCGCAUUUGAGAACACCCACAAUUACACAAGUAGGUGGUGCUAGUCCGAACCGUAGCCCCCCGCCUUCUAUAGCUGCGUUUGAGGAGGACGAAGGGGAGGAGGAGGAUGCUGAACAUGAACGUGAACAGGAGCAUGAUGGGGAGGAUGGCGAUUCGGAGCAGUUGCCGCUUUCGAAUGUAGGGAGGGGAGGAAAGGUUGGGAGUAGGAGUCGGGCGGGCGUGAAGAAAAACGGUGCUACUGCCGCUGGAGGGAAGGACGUCGUUAGUGGGAGUGGAGGGAGGAGCACGCCUACGGGCGGGGGGAGGGGCACGCCCGCGGGUGGUGGAGGGAGAAGUACCCCGGUUGUAGGAGGGAGAAGCACGCCAGCUGGAAGGAGCACACCGUCAGGAGCGAGGAGGACGACGCCGGCAAACAAAAAAUCCCCGUUGGGUGCGACAAUAUCACCCACACUUGGGAUGGAGGUGGACGAGACGGACGCUGAUGCUGAUGCGGAUGCGGAAGCUGAGGCUGAGGCUGAGAUUUUGGGUGCGGUUGAAGCGACUGGUGGUGGGGAUCAGGAGAUGGUUGAUGCGGAUGGGGAUGCAGAGGCGGAGCUGUUGGAGGCUGUGGAUGCUGCCGAGGCGAAUAGCAGCAGCAGCAGUAGCCACGGCGGACCGAGUGGAGGAGGGUGGAUGAAGGAGGAGGAUGGGGCUUAAUAUCGAGUUUGGUUGCGUUUUUCUCUUUCUUUCUAUCUUUUCCACUCUUUCGUCGUCGUCGUCGCUAUCAUCGCAUGCUCCUUGCUAUCCGUGAUACCCCUCCCACAUAACCAUUCUAUCAUCUCAUGCACCUACCACACUUGUGCAUAAAAAAAUCAUUUCGGAUGUACAUGCUCUAUCAUUUCUUUCUAGCCUACUAUUAACUACCUACUACGAAGCAGGAUUAAGCAGCAUCCCGAUAAUUGUAAAAAGUAAUUAUAAUCGAUUCAUUUACUGAUUCC